AUGAUUCUUCGCACAGGAAUCGUCCCACUCCUUGAUUUGUAUGAAGAGUUUCUCGAUUUCGAAAUUCGAAUUAUAUUAUCAGAUCAAGGUUUGACGUGCGCAGGAGUCCAUUCCUCUCCGAUGCGUCGGUCGGACGGACCAAUUAUUCUGGUGUUAUGUAUAGUUAUUUUCUGCCUCUUCUCUCUUCAGAGUUACCCGAAGUACCAACUCGAUCAGGUCGAUACCGGGCCAGACCCUCGUGUGAAAGGACAAUUCAACGACUGGAAGAAGUGUAUCGAGACAAACAUUUCUGUCUACAAGAAAGACGCAAACGGGCUCUGGUUCAAUCUCUGGAAAGGAGUGAAACUCUGCGAAAAACUCCCUUUCAUGGCAGAUCUGCAAAUUGAAAUGUUCCACAAUAAAGAUGAAACUAAGUACCACAUACGUUCAUUGCAGAAACCUAGUGUGAUUGUGACGUUAGGGAUCGGCCACGACACAGCAGCUGAGGAGUCUCUGGUUAAGAGAUUGCCGGAAGGUUCCGAAUUUUAUGGAGCAGACCCUAUGCAUGAAGGCAACGAAGAACUCUUCACGAAAUUCGGCUCAUACUUUCCUUUUGCUGUUGGCGCAAAGUCACAGGUUUCAACAGCGAACGUCCUCAUCAAUGAUACGUAUGUGGGCCGCAGUGUAGUUCAAAUCGACCUCGCUUAUUUCCUCUCCGAAAUCAUAAAACACAAGGUCUACGAUGAUCUAUGGAUUGACGCUGAGGAGGCAGAAUACGACAUGUUCCCGUACUUUUACCGAGGAGGUGAGCUAGACCAGAACGGUAUCGUUCUCUGUCAGUUCAACAUGGAGGUCCACCGCUGGGACGAAGACGUGAUGAAGGAACGGUUCCGAGAUUUUCUUUUUAAAAUUCUGGAGGAAAACCCAUUUAAAUUUGUACUUUGUGAAAACGGAUGCCUUAGAUUCGUAAGGACGAUGCGUCGAUCAGAAGGACCAAUUAUUCUGGUAUUAUGUGUAGUUAUUUUUUGUCUCUUUUCUCUACAGAAUUACCCUAAGUACCAACUCGAUCAGAUGGACACCGGGCCAGAUCCUCGUGUGAAGGAACAAUUCAACGAGUGGAAGAAGUGCAUCGAAACAAACAUUUCCAUCUAUGAAAAUGAUGCAAAAGGGCUUUGGUGGAAUCUCUGGAAGGGAGUGAAACUUUGCGAAAAACUUCCUUUUAUGGCGGAUUUGGAAAUUGAAAAUUUCAACAAUGGAGAUGAAACAAAGCGACACAUACGUUCGUUGCAGAAACCCAGUGUGAUUGUGACCUUAGGGAUCGGUCACGACACAGCAGCUGAGGAGGCUCUGGUUAAGGUAUUGCCGGAAGGCUCCAAAUUUUAUGGCGCAGAUCCAAUGCAUGAAGGGAACGAAGAGCUCUACAAGAAGUUCGGCUCAUACUUUCCUUUUGCUGUUGGUGCAAAGUCGCAGGUUUCAACAGCGAACGUCCUCAUCAAUGGCACGUAUGUAGAUAAGAAUGUAGUGCAUAUCGAUCUAGCCUAUUUCCUUGCCGAAAUCAUAAAACACAAGGUGUACGAUGAUAUAUGGAUCGACGCUGAGGGUGCAGAAUACGAUAUGUUCCCGUAUUUUUACCAAGGAGGUGAACUAGACCAGAACGGUAUCGUUCUAUGUCAGUUUAAUAUGGAGGUCCACAAUCCGGACGACGCGAUGAAGGAACGGUUCCGAGAAUACCUUUUCAAAAUUCUUGAGGGAAACCGCUACGCAUUCUUUCGACCUACGGACACUGGGCCAGACCCUCGUGUAAAAGGACAAUACAACGACUGGAAGAAAUGUAUCGAAACAAACAUUUCCAUCUACGAGAAAGACGCAAAAGGGAAACCCAGUGUGAUUGUGACGUUAGGGAUCGGUCACGACACAGCAGCUGAGGAGGCUCUGGUUAAGGUGGAGAAAUUUUCGGUUGUUGCAGUAUUGUACAUGGUAUUUGGUUGCACCUAUGUAAAUCGGGAUGUUGUGCAUAUCGACUUAGCCUAUUUCCUUUACGAAAUCAUAAAACACAAGGUGUACGAUGAUAUAUGGAUCGACGCGGAGGGUGCAGAAUACGAUAUGUUCCCGUAUUUUUACCAAGAAGGUGAACUAGACCAGAACGGUAUUACUCUGUGUCAGUUUAACAUGGAGGUAAGCCUACGUUGA
Molecule: messenger RNA, 2169 nt
Organism: Necator americanus (New World hookworm)
Lineage: Eukaryota; Metazoa; Nematoda; Chromadorea; Rhabditida; Ancylostomatidae
Exons: 24
Coding region: 1-2169 (722 amino acids)
Source: RefSeq, a predicted model, not a curated record